Molecule: messenger RNA, 939 nt
Organism: Nycticebus coucang (slow loris)
Lineage: Eukaryota; Metazoa; Chordata; Mammalia; Primates; Lorisidae
Product: olfactory receptor 4F3/4F16/4F29-like
Exons: 1
Coding region: 1-939 (312 amino acids)
Biological process (GO): G protein-coupled receptor signaling pathway
Cellular component (GO): membrane
Molecular function (GO): olfactory receptor activity; G protein-coupled receptor activity
Source: RefSeq, a predicted model, not a curated record
AUGGAGGGAGGAAAUUAUUCAGUGGUGCCCGAGAUCGUGUUGGUGGGACUUACCAGUUCUUGGGAGAUGCAGCUUGUCCUCUUUCUGGUUUUCUCUAUGUUCUAUGUAGCAGGCACCUUAGGAAACCUCCUCAUUGUGCUCACAGUGAUUUCUGACUCCCAUUUACACUCACCCAUGUAUGUCCUGCUGGCCAAUCUCUCCUUUAUUGACAUGUGGAUUUCCUCUAUUAUAGUUCCCAAGAUGAUUUCUGAUAUUUUCAAGGAGAGAAAAGUAAUCUCUUUCCAAGGCUGCAUUGCUCAGAUGUUCUUCAUUCAUGUUAUUGGAGGAGCUGAGAUGGUUCUGCUUGUUGUCAUGGCCCUUGACCGAUAUGUCGCUAUAUGUAAGCCUCUUCACUACCUGACCAUCAUGAACUUCAGAACUUGUGCUUUACUCUUGGUGGCUGUCUGGACCAUUGGAAUCAUCCACUCAUUGGCCCAACUUGCAUUUGUUGUAAAUCUACCAUUCUGUGGUCCCAAUGAAGUGGAUAGCUUUUUCUGUGAUCUUCCUCGAUUCAUUAGACUUGUGUGCAUAGUCAUCCACAGACUGGAGCUCAUAGUCAUUGUCAACAGUGGUUUCAUCUCUCUGGGAACUUUUUUCAUUUUGAUUGUCUCUUAUAUCUUCAUUUUGGUCACCGUUUGGCACCAUUCUUCAAGUGGCUUGUCUAAAGCCCUCUCUACACUGUCAGCACACAUUACAGUGGUCGUCUUGUUUUUUGGUCCAUGUAUCUUUGUGUAUUCAUGGCCAUUUAUCACAGUGCCUGUGGAUAAAUUCCUUGCCAUUUUUGAUGUAAUAAUUACUCCAUUUCUGAACCCUGCCAUCUAUACUUUUAGGAACAAAGAGAUGAAGGUGGCAAUAAGAAGAAUAUUUAACCAGGUGUUGAAUUUCUGGAAGCUGUUCUGA